Ilex paraguariensis (yerba mate) is the source of this 249-nucleotide messenger RNA. The record is from the annotation of a GenBank genome assembly. Lineage: Eukaryota; Viridiplantae; Streptophyta; Magnoliopsida; Aquifoliales; Aquifoliaceae.
AUGUUUAUAUCUUUGUCAUUGGUCUUUUCUAGCGUCGGAAAGGAAAUAAAGGUUUAUGCAGACAACUAUAGUGAACAACAUACUGAUCAUAAAGACAGCGGGACAGAGACCAUGAAGUUUUUUCUAAAUUGCUUAUCCCUUCUAUUGGGGCGUUUGGAUGUCAAGCAAUUUGAUAAUGCAAUGGCAGAAUAUGCACCAAAGAUAUCCCAAGCUCUUAUAUCACAGGUAGCUGUGCUCCAGUUUAUAUAG